AUGCCAAACAUCAAAAUCUUCAGCGACAGCUCCCACCAGGACUUAUCCCAGACGAUCACUGAGCGCCUGAGCCUAGAGCUCAGCAAGAUGGUAACUAAGAAAUUCAGCAACCAGGAGACCUGCGUGGAAAUCGGUAAGAGUGUGCGCGGAGAGCAUGUCUACAUCGUUCAGAGUAGUUGUGGUGAAAUCAAUGACAGUCUAAUGGAACUUUUGAUCAUGAUCAAUGCUUGCAAGAUCGCUUCAGCCAGCCGGGUGACUGCAGUCAUCCCAUGCUUCCCUUAAGCCCCUUAGGAUAAAAAGGAUAAGAGCCAGGCUCCCAUCUCUGGGAAGCUCAUAGCAAAUAUGCUGUCCAUAGCAGGUGCAGAUCACAUCAUCACCAUGGACCUACAUGCUGCUCAGAUUCAGGGCGUUUUUGACAUCCCAGUAGAUAAUGUGUAUGCAGAGCCAGCUGUCCUAAAGUGGAUAAGGAAGAAGAUCUCUGAAUGGAGGGAUUACACUAUAGUCUCUCCUGAUGCCGUAGGCCAGAGGGUCACUUCCAUCGCAGAUGUGAAUGUGGAAUUCGCUUUGAUUCACAAGGAAAGGAAGAAAGCCAAUGAAGUGGAUCACACGGUUCUUGUGGGCGAUGUGAAGGAUUGGGUGGUUAUUCUUGUGGAUGGCAUGGCUGACACUUGUGGUACAAUCUGCCAUGUGGCUGACAAACUUCUCUCAGCAGGAGCCACCAGAGCUUACACCAUCCUGAUUCACAGAAUCGUCUCUGGCCCAGCCAUUGCUCGCACCAAUGGUGCAAGCUUUGAAGCAGUAGUGGUCACUAAUACCAUACCUCAGGAGGACAAGAUGAAGCACUCCCACAUCCAGGUGAUUGACAUCUCUAUGACUCUUGCAGAAGCCAUCUGGAGAACUCACAACAGAGAAUCUGUUUCCUACCUGUUCAGUCAUGUUCCUUUGUAA
Onychomys torridus (southern grasshopper mouse) is the source of this 948-nucleotide messenger RNA. It is a transcript of the gene Prps1l1, whose product is annotated as phosphoribosyl pyrophosphate synthetase 1 like 1. Gene Ontology annotation, molecular function: magnesium ion binding; ribose phosphate diphosphokinase activity; ATP binding. The record is from RefSeq and is a predicted model, not a curated record. NCBI's taxonomy places the organism in Eukaryota, Metazoa, Chordata, Mammalia, Rodentia, Cricetidae. Gene Ontology annotation, cellular component: ribose phosphate diphosphokinase complex; cytoplasm. Gene Ontology annotation, biological process: 5-phosphoribose 1-diphosphate biosynthetic process; purine nucleotide biosynthetic process.